UUUUGUGGCAAAUAAAUCAAUGAAGUGCCUGUGCAAGACUUCUGUUUUAAGUAAGCGGACAUGCUACAUUGUGGCCCGUUAAUGCAAGUUUCAUAUUAGUUUUAAAAUUGUGAAAAAAAAGGUGUUUGUUUUUCUCGCAGUAUAAUGCAACUUCAGUAGUACCGUUUAAACACCCCCCCCCCCCGGCAAAUUGAUUGAAGUGUUUUGCAGUCUUGAGCGUAUUCCCACAAGCAAGUUUCAGAGAAUUUAUAACGUAAAUGUCUGAAUGAGUACUGGGGGUGCGCAGUUUACGUGGUAACAAACCAUUACGAUUAUUUUUGUGUGUUGACUGCCUGUGUGAAAGGAUGGCGGCGGUUGUAGCAGCUCCUGCAGUCCCGGCCGAGUCAGAGUUGGACCGGAGCGGGACAGAAGAAGACCCCAGAGAAGCCGUGUCGGAAGAGGAAGGUUGCCCGCAGCAACAGGCCGGGGCUCCGAGCUCGGCUUCCCACAACCGCCUGGCGAAGCUGCCUCUGGCUCGGAUAAAGGCACUGAUGAAGGCCGACCCAGAUGUGACCCUGGCGAGUCAGGAUUCUGUGUUUGCCAUUGCUAAAGCUACAGAGCUGUUUGUUGAAACGAUAGCCAAGGAUGCUCUUGUUUAUGCUCAGCAAGGCAAGAGGAAGACCCUGCAGAGGAAAGAUCUAGAUAAUGCAAUCGAUGCUAUUGAUGAGUUUGCCUUUCUUGAAGGCACUUUGGACUGAAGUGUGGAAACAAAAUCACAAAGAAUGCAACUUUAUACCAAAGCAACCGUGGAACACAUCUGCAAGUAGUUCCUUUUUACAGUUUUGUACAAAGCUUUUCUAUGUAAAAUGCUUUGUUUUGUGUUUGUGUGUGUAUAUAUCCCUAAGUGAUUUGUUUUAUAAACUUAUGAUUUAUAAAGCACGCUUCCAGAUUACAAACUAGUCAUCAGCCAGUAUUGCUCUUGCUCAGUUUCUGACCAUAAUAGUUAGUCUGCAGCAUGAGGAAAUCCUUCAUUCACCUUUCCUACUGAGCCCAUAGAGACUACUUUUGCAAAGUGCCUUCACUGCUGUAUGUAGUUGACCUACCCCAUCAACUUGACCAUUGCUUCAAGCUACUGGAAUUGUGUAAAUGUCCACUUUUGUGUAAUAAAACUGAUAUUUUGUUUUAAA
This is a messenger RNA of Polyodon spathula (Mississippi paddlefish), 1166 nucleotides long. Its product is annotated as DNA polymerase epsilon subunit 4-like. The transcript has 4 exons. Gene Ontology annotation, cellular component: epsilon DNA polymerase complex; nucleus. The record is from RefSeq and is a predicted model, not a curated record. Lineage: Eukaryota; Metazoa; Chordata; Actinopteri; Acipenseriformes; Polyodontidae. Gene Ontology annotation, molecular function: protein heterodimerization activity. Bases 345 to 737 code for a protein of 130 amino acids.